Messenger RNA from Ipomoea triloba (trilobed morning glory), 2194 nucleotides. RefSeq names its product polyadenylate-binding protein 2-like. Bases 1 to 2013 code for a protein of 670 amino acids. The record is from RefSeq and is a predicted model, not a curated record. Gene Ontology annotation, cellular component: ribonucleoprotein complex. Gene Ontology annotation, molecular function: RNA binding. Lineage: Eukaryota; Viridiplantae; Streptophyta; Magnoliopsida; Solanales; Convolvulaceae. The transcript has 9 exons.
AUGGCUCAGAUUCAAGUGCAGCAUCAGAGUCCGGCGAUGGGAGCCAACGGAUUGGCAGCAGCGCCGAGUGCCGGCGGCGUGGCAGCCGCCGCCGCCACUGCCGCGGUUGUGGCUCCCGGUGGCGUCGUCGGCAAUCAGUUCCUGUCGACUUCGCUUUACGUUGGUGACCUGGACCCCAACGUGUCGGACUCGCAGCUCUACGAUCUGUUCAACCAGGUCGGACAGGUUGUGUCAGUUAGGGUUUGUCGCGACAUGAGCACGCGCCGUUCCCUCGGCUAUGGAUACGUCAACUAUACCAACCCUCAGGAUGCUGCAAGGGCAAUGGAGAUGUUGAACUUCACUUCUAUGAAUAAUAAGUCUAUUAGGAUCAUGUAUUCUCAUCGUGAUCCUAGUCUCCGUAAGAGUGGAACUGCUAAUAUAUUUAUUAAGAAUUUGGACAAAUCAAUUGACAACAAAGCCUUACAUGACACCUUUUCUAGUUUUGGUAACAUUCUUUCAUGCAAAAUAGCUACUGAUUCUAAUGGGCAGUCUAAAGGCUAUGGUUUUGUACAAUUUGUCAAUGAAGAGUCGGCUCAAAAUGCUAUUGACAAGUUAAAUGGAAUGCUCAUGAAUGACAAGCAAGUAUAUGUUGGACAUUUUCUUCGUAAACAAGAAAGAGAGCCUGCAAUAAGCAAGAUAAAAUUCAACAAUGUUUAUGUGAAGAACCUAUCAGAAUCCACCACAGAUGAUGAUCUGAAGAAAGUUUUUGGCGAGUUUGGGAAUAUUACUAGUUCAGUAGUUAUGAGAGAUGCUGAUGGAAAGUCCAAAUGUUUUGGGUUUGUUAAUUUUGAGAAUGCAGAUGAUGCUGCUAAGGCUGUUGAUGCGUUAAAUGGGAAGAGAUUUGAUGAUAAAGAGUGGUAUGUUGGGAAAGCUCAAAAAAAAUCUGAAAGGGAACAAGAACUAAAAAGUAAGUUUGAGCAGGUUGCAAAGGAAACAGUCGAUAAAUAUCAAGGAUUAAAUUUGUAUGUAAAAAAUUUGGAUGAUAGUAUUGAUGAUGACAAGCUUAAGGAGCUGUUCGCAGAGUAUGGUACCAUUAAAUCAUGCAAGGUUAUGCGUGAUGCAAGUGGAAUUAGCAGAGGGUCAGGUUUUGUUGCCUUCUCAGCUCCAGAGGAAGCCUCUAGAGCUCUUUCUGAGAUGAUUGGAAAAAUGGUAGUGAGCAAACCACUCUAUGUUGCACUUGCUCAACGGAAAGAGGAGAGGCGAGCAAGGUUGCAGGCACAGUUUUCUCAGAUGCGACCAGUUGCAAUGGCACCCUCUCUUGGUCCUCGUAUGCCUAUGUAUCCUCCUGGAGCACCAGGUAUUGGGCAGCAGCUCUUCUAUGGGUCAGCUCCACCUGCCAUAAUUCCUCCCCAGGCUGGAUUUGGCUACCAACAACAGCUUGUUCCUGGAAUGCGUCCCGGGGGAGGUCCUAUGCCAAAUUUCUUUGUGCCAAUGGUCCAGCAGGGUCAACAAGCCCAACGUCAAGGUGGCAGGCGUGGAGCAGGACCUGGCCAACAAGCUCAGCAGCCUAUGCCAUUGAUGCAACAGCAGAUGCUUCCAAGGGGUAGAAUGUACCGGUUUCCACCUGGCCGCAAUGUACCAGAGGUUCCUGUGCCUGGUGUGGCUGGUGGUAUGCUUUCUGUUCCAUAUGAUAUGGGUGGAAUCCUUCCUCGAGAUGCUACUAUGGGACAGCCGGUGCCAAUUACAGCACUUGCUAGUGCCCUUGCUAACGCACCACCUGAACAACAGAGAACUAUGUUAGGUGAAAAUCUGUACCCGCUUGUUGAUCAGUUGGAGCAUGAGCAUGCUGCAAAAGUGACUGGCAUGCUGCUCGAGAUGGACCAGACCGAGGUUUUGCAUCUACUCGAAUCACCAGAGGCUUUAAAGUCCAAAGUUGCCGAGGCUAUGGAUGUUUUGAGGAACGUUCAGCAGCAGGCAAGCAGCCCUGCUGAUCAACUCGCCUCUCUUUCUCUCAACGAAAACCUUGUUUCCUAGAGUGCAGUCAGUCCAAGUAAUGAAUGCCUAAUGUUUAGAUUAUCUCCUUCCUUUUAGUUCAGCUGGUAGUUUAGUAGUUUCAGUAAUUAUUAUGGGAUAUUUCUUAGGUUUUUGAAUGAGAUUCGAUAUCCUCUAUCGCAUUAGGAGAGUUUAUUUAGAUAAUAUAUUAUUUUAUGCCUCA